GCUCGGGCGGGCGGCGUAGAUCACGUUAGUGGCUGCAUCGCCGCCACCGCCACAGGAGCGGUAGAGCGGUACCUUGCGCGCGCGCUUAGCACGGUGGCGGCGCCGGCGCGGGAUGCGCUGCCAUGCCGGUACGACACCGCGAGCUCGGCGACGAGAUCGCACCCCCGGAGCCGAAGCGCUGCAGACACUGCGACGAGAGCCGAUCGUCGUGCGGCGGAGGCGGCGGCUCCGAGGGCCCGGAGGGGCGCGCUUCGUGGCGCGUCACGCUGGACCACGACCUCGUGGAAACGUUGAGCGCCAUCUAUCCCGAGUGGUUUAAGCCGCAGCACCGACGCGAGCGCAGCCGCGCCGCCUCGCCUGCCUCGCCCGCCUCCACCACCCCCACCUCGCCGGGCACGCCGGCUACAUCGCCGAACGACGACACGUUCAGUUCGGGCACAGAGGAAAUGGCUAGCCGCCAGGCGGGCGGCGGCGAGCCGGCAAGCUCGCCGCCGCGCGUGUCGCCGCCGAAGGUGGUCGUGGACGACAGCCCGCUGCAGCCAGCCAUGGGCAAGCAUAAGGAAUCUUUGAAAGUGAAGCUGAUGAUGAGGAGACCCAUCAACCAGCUGGUGGCGCAGGGGAUUAUGCCUCCACUUAAGACGCCACCCGCUUACUUCGAACAGUCGAAGCAACUAGAGAGAGCAAAAACUGGUGAUUUGCUAAAAGCUAAAAUCCAGCGACGACCAGAUCGUCAAGAACUUGAAAGAAGGCAUAUUUUGGAACAGGAGAGCCAUGUGGACCCGAGCCUCGCGGAGAAGCAGCGCAUGCUCAAGAAGGCUCGGCUCGCGGACGCGCUCAACGACCAGCUGUCGCACCGGCCCGGCCCGCUCGAGCUCAUCAAAAAGAACAUCCUGCACACCGAGCAGGACAUCGAGACCGCCGUCAAGUCUGGCACCCUCGCCUUCCGCGCCACCUCCGAGGGCGCCUCCGGCCGCCCCGAGCACCCCUCCUCCUACUGCGGGCCCCCCGAGGAGAUCUCCCCCUCUCCCUCCCCGCCCUGCCUCCUCUCCCCUGCCCCUUCCCCCUCCCCGGCGCCCAUCCAACAUCCCGCUCCCGGUAAAGCCGACAAAAACCGCAAGAAGACUAAGCAUAAGCAGCAGCAGCCAAAAGCGCGCUUUAAAUUUCACGAAUACAAAGGCCCCCCAAAUGCGCAUAAGGCGCCUUCACCUCCGGACUCGACCGAGACGCCGUACGAGCUGCUCCUCCAACAACAGCAGUUGCUCCUGCAGUUGAUGCCGGCGUCGCCGGCGCCUUCUUCCGCUUCCAUCGCGUCGGAUUCCUCGGACGCGUAUUCGGCGCCACCGCCUCCGCCGCCGCCGCCGACGCCUCUGCACGUUGCGCUGCAUCACGUGCCGACGCGGUACGAAGACAUGAAGGUGUCCGACCUUCGAGCGGAAUGUAAGCGACGCAACCUGCGCGUCUCCGGUCCGAAGCCGCAGCUGAUCAGCCGUUUGCGACCGUUCCUUCUGGAGAAGGGGGAGGAACCCCUGCGUUCGCCGGCGUCCGUCGCCUCGGUCGCCUCCGUCGCUUCGCCCGAGUCCCGCUCCGAGCCGGAGCCGCCGGAGGACAUCGUGCAGUCCCAGCGGAGGCAGAUCGAGGAGCUCGAGCGGAAGCUGGAGGCGUCGCGCCAGCAGCUGGAAGCGGUGAGACGCGAAGCGGCCGGCGCGGCCGCCAGCGACCAGAGCCGGAGGCUUCUCCAGGCGCACCUGUGUGUCACGCAGCUGCGCGCACAGCUGGAUGCCCUGCAGCAGCCGCCCGCGCCAGCUGCGGCGCCGCCGCCGGCCGCGCCCGCCGCGCCGCCGCCGCCGCGCUACGUGCUGGCCACGUCGGACGCCACGCCCGACCGCCUAGUGCGCCUCUUCACCGUGGCGCAGCCCGCCGCCGCGGACGUGGUCGACCCGACCGCCGCCAAGACGGCCAACUACAUCCUGAACGGCGUCAAGGUGGUCCCUAUCGCGAUAUUACCCUCGCCGCAUUAUGAACCCGAGCGCGCCGCCGCGCCGCCUCCGCCGCCGCCUCCUCCGCCGAUGCCGCUCCCGACGCUGCACGACCGCAACGAGGACAUGGACGACGUCAUCGAGCUGCUGGUGGAAAAUGGCGAGUUACCGCCUUCGGUAGUGGGCGCGGCGGAGACCCAGCCGAUGCGAACGGAGUACUUGACCGAUAGUGCGGACGCGUUCUCGCCGGCGGAAGUUCUCGGAGACGGCCGGACGCGGGAUUCGCUCGCCGCCGACGAGCUGCAGCGCGAGCUCAAUGACAUCCAGAACGAGAUCUUGAACCACGCCGACCUCCACGCCGUCAACGGCAACCGCUGCGACAUAGACUCGACCACCGCCGACAUCGACCCGGAACUCAGCGUGGAUUUACUAACUAAUAACGAUUUCCAUCCGGACUUCAGCUCCGAUCCCACGUCCGGCGACCACGACUUCUUCGGGCUGCUUUCGGGCGAAGCGGACCACGCGGACGAAACCUCGCAGACCGCGAUGGACAUAGGCGAGGACCCGCCCGAGCGCAUGGCGAUGACCCCGCUCACCAACGGCGACAUCCUCGACCACACGAGAACGGGCUUCGAGGAUAUGGACGAUUUGUCGCUGCCGUCGUUCCAGGAGGACAUGAUCCAGGAGCGGCCGUGCGAGUUCGACCUGAAGGAGUUCGGGAUCGACAUCGGGUCGAACAUGACCGUCGACGGAGACGCGUACGACUACAUGGACACGGAGCUGAUCCCGAACCUGUUCGGGCGCGGGCACGUGCCGCAGCGCGACCCGCUGCUGGGCGCCGUGCUGUCGCGCCCGCCGCCGCGCCCGGCGCGCAAGCACUACUCGUGGGACCGCAUCGAGUACGACGCCACCUGACCCCCGCAGCGCUGUGUGCACGUGCAGCCCCCCGCCCCGCCUCGCCACCACCGUUGCCAGAAGCACGCGCUCGCUAUGACGCGCGACGCACCCCGCAUCUAAUUAUCAAUGUGGGCGCCGUCGAAUGCCUUACUCGGUAGUUCAAAUUUUAUCGUUAAACAAAAUAUAUACGCGUUCGGUGUCGUUUAAAAUUUAUGAUCUCUAGUAGUCGGAGUGACGUCGCGAAGUGGAAAUUGUGACGCUAAUUUUAUUCGCCGCGUAGCGACCCGCGCUAGUCUCCGGCGUCCCGGCCCUUCGGGAUCGGGAUCCUUAGUAUUGACUAGAUUAGAAGGAGGAGUUUGGUGAUGUUUGAACACAUAGUGUUGGCAUCGAUAGAAUUAGUUCUAGACUUUGGUGUUUUGUACUUAACAGUUGAGGAGACUCGUUUGUACCGCUAGUUGAUAAUAUAGUCUAAUUAUUAAUUGUAUCGUUAUCUGAGCGCCGCCGUCAUCGCUCGGCACUCGACCGUAUCGAAUCCAUUCUAUGUACUAUUACUAGUGUGUAUAGACAUUGUCUACUUAUGUAUAUAUUGAAAGUAUAAUGUAAUAAUACUCAACAUAGUUGUGGAUUUCUGCAUUCCGCCCGAUGACUUAAAACGUAAGGGAAAUUAAUCAUUAGGAAAGAUGUUUCUGUCGAGGCACCAACGGUCUAUCUUCGAGACACCUGCUACGUACACAUCUUGUUAAUUAUUAUUUAUUAAAAAUACAAAUUGAUGUUCUGUUAGUUAACAAAAAUGCUGUAUGAUGCCUCUGUCAUAUGUAAAGCUAUUUCCCAAAACAUUGUAUGACAUUCCAGUCUUGUUGAAGUGCAACUUGCAGAGCUCCCGCACUCUAGCAUCUGUCGACAAUAUAAACAGCGGAACCAAUAUUCGUGCAAUAAUUUGUCUCAGCAUAUUUGUGACAGUAACUAAGUUAUUUGGAGAGUUUGAGAAUUGCACGUUGACAAGCCAUCGUCAUGGGUGGGACCAGCUCGGGAACAAAGUUAGAUACGAAUCAUUUAGUUAAAGUACGGAGCCGGCUCCGCGCAUACAUACAAUUACACGGCAGGCCGAGGCAAGGGUUCUUAAACAUCAAUCUCUUCCUUUCAAACUUCGCGUAAUGCAUAUAAUCCUUUUUUGAGUUUUAAAGUCAGCUUCAAAAGCUACCUACGCAAAAUCCGUCGCUUAAAACCUCCACGAGCCUUAUUUUAGCGGCAAGAGUCGUGACAGAUAAUUUAAGUACAUUGCUCGCGUGGCUGUUUUUGCAACCGACUGUAGAAAAUCAAAUUGUUAUAACAAGUUAUUGUAUUGGAGAGUGUAAUUAACAUUGUCCUUAACAUUUUGUUUUAACUAAAAGGAUUCUUACGUAAACAUUACAUUCUUGAAAAUAUAUCAUUCCAAUUUAUUAUUGUCUAAAGUGUAGGAUAGGUGAACCAUUAUAAGUAAGUUGCUGUUUGGUUGAACUGCGAAGGCGGUAUUGUACAUUGUUUCUUCAAAUCUCUCGCCUGUUUGUGUAAUUGUUUGGCUGCAUUAUUUAUAAUUAUUUAUUUCAUUAUUUGAUGGUGUACCGUUUGUUUUGAUCGGGUGUGUUCAUUGCGAUGUGUGAGGUCUUCACUAAUUUAUUUGUGUUAUAUUAACUAUAUAGUUACGUUAUUGUCAUAACCCUAGUGUAACCAGAACAAGAGCGAAAGGAAACGUAGUUUUAUGAAAGCAAAUUGCCAUUAAUUGCAUUUAUGUAUAUGUUAUCAGAAUACCUUUAGAACAACGAAUGUGGCGUUACUGCCCGCUUGUGCCAAUCUGUUUAAAUGAUUUUGGAUUCAUCUUCCGCUUUGUGAUAUUAUAUAACAUGCAUAUAAUCUAUAUUUAUAUACAAAUUAUAUAACCUAUUCUGGGCUUUUUCAGCAUAUAUAAAUAUAUGGAGAUUGGUCUGAAUUUAUUAAAGCUGGUGGUUAGAAUAUGUGACCGUACUUUAAAAGCGCUUGUAUUUUGAAGUGCAGUCAUAUAAAGGUUGGUGCUAGUAGAAUGUAAGAUAACAUUGAUUUAUAUAGUAUCAUUUUUAGGAUGUGCGUAUACAUAUACAACCCAUGUACUUGUAUGUGUGGCUCUAUAAAUUUCAACCACUAAUAUCGUAUUUAUCACCUGCAGAGAAUUAAGUUAUUUUGCCUGUCAAACCAAUAAGCAACACAAACAGCUGGUACAAAUAUCAAGUUGCCGUUUGGUUUUUAAAUAAUCUGUAAACAUAAGUAAUAUUCCAUUAUCUAAGUAAAUUUUAACAAUACCCUUUAGAUUUAAAUAUUUAUAAAAAUCUAUUUGCUCAUGAAUUAUCUAAAAUGUACCUACACUGUAUAGCCAAUUAUUGGAGUCAACGUGCGUGGUUGACUUAUAUUUCCAUUUGUUGUUUUGUAAUCGACUUCCAUAUUAACAAGCUUGUGUGUUUCAUGGCUUUCAUACUCACUCUUAAAAGAGUUAGUUUAAAUGUAUUUAACGAGAAACUAAGUGAGAUUAAUGUUUUGAUAAAUAGUAUUUAUGUAUCUGCAUAUUUGUUAUUGUUGUAAUUAUUUUAGGAAAGUUUUAAUAUUUGUUUUAACUAGAUUAUAUUCCGAAGUGAUAAAUAAAUCGUGCUGAAUUUAACAUGCGUACUUUAGCUCUCUGUAAUGCGAGUAUUUAUAAAAUAAGUAUUAUACAUUGGCUUCAAUGAACAAUAUCAUGUAGCUAUAUUGGUUUGGUACAUUUUCGCAAAACUCGGUUAGUCAGGGUCAUAAUCAUAAAUAUGUAAUGUACCCAAACUUACCCCUUAUUUAAUUGUAUUAGGUUGAAAAAUGUAUAAGCAUUUAUGACCGUGACUAAUACUGAACUAUUUUUAAAUUAUAUUAUUGCAAUAACCCUGCUUAGAUCAGUUUUAAUUGUUUUAGGUACCUAAUAUAGGGUACACAAUAUUGGACUUUAAGCCCAUUUUCUAAAAUAAGAUAAUAAAUCAUAGAAAAAAACAAUAAUCAAUAAAUACGUUGUGAUAACUAAUAGAGUCGAUUCUAUAGUAAUCAGUUUUAUACCUUGCCCUGUAUUUGAAGCCUUGUGUACUAGCUUAAGGAGAGAAUGUUACAUUAAAAGUUUUGACACAAAUAAA
Molecule: messenger RNA, 6031 nt
Organism: Cydia strobilella
Lineage: Eukaryota; Metazoa; Arthropoda; Insecta; Lepidoptera; Tortricidae
Gene: Mrtf
Product: protein piccolo
Exons: 6
Coding region: 123-2891 (922 amino acids)
Biological process (GO): positive regulation of transcription by RNA polymerase II
Cellular component (GO): nucleus
Molecular function (GO): transcription coactivator activity
Source: RefSeq, a predicted model, not a curated record